GAGCAUCCCGGCGCGCGCGCCCGCCCAGGAGAAGCGCCCCUCUCCCUCCGUUUGCCCCGGAAGGAGUCGCCCCCUCGGCCUCGGAAGUUGUCCUGAGCGAGGCCUGCCUGCUUUCCCUGCCGCUGCUGCUUAUUGGAGGUCUGCUUCGCGUCCCGGCGGGGAGAGUCUCCGGCUACCCGCGGGCGGCUGGGCCUCAUGAAGAAGAAGGAUUGGUGAGUGGAAGAUAGAUAUCAGAAAUGAAGUCAGAAGAUCACUAAAGGUCACGUGACUAUGUGGAAGGUCAACAUGGUGUUUUGAAGUAUGACAGAAAUACUCAUGCUGUACCAGAGGCUGGGAAUAUUGAUGGCCAAAUCUAGCAAUCACAUGGUCUUCUAAAGAAGUCAUGGGUAGCUGUUGUAGCUGUCCAGAUAAAGAAACAGUCCCUGAUAACCAUCGAAACAAAUUCAAGGUUAUAAAUGUGGAUGAUGAUGGUAAUGAAUUGGGUUCUGGUAUAAUGGAACUUACAGACACAGAACUAAUCUUGUAUACCCGCAAACGGGACUCUGUUAAAUGGCAUUACCUCUGUCUCCGGCGAUAUGGCUAUGAUUCCAAUCUCUUCUCUUUUGAAAGUGGUCGAAGAUGUCAAACUGGGCCAGGAAUAUUUGCCUUCAAGUGUGCCCGUGCAGAAGAACUAUUUAAUAUGUUGCAAGAGAUCAUGCAGAAUAAUAGUAUAAAUGUGGUAGAAGAGCCAGUAGUAGAAAGAAAUCCACAUCAAACAGAGAUGGAAGUUCCAAGAACACCUCGUACACCUACCACACCAGGGGUGAGUGGGCAGAGUUUACCGAAUGGAUAUCCAAGGUAUCCUUCCUAUGGAGAUGCUUCAUCCCACCCUUCCAGCAGGCACCCUUCUGUAGGAAGUACACGCCUUCCUUCAGUAGGUGAAGAGUCCACGCAUCCCUUGCUUGUAGCUGAGGAGCAAGUCCAUACAUAUGUGAAUACAACUGGUGUGCAAGAGGAAAGGAAAAACAGACCAAAUGUGCGCACACCUCUUGAACGAAGGGUUUCCAGUGCAGAAGUGAACAACACGAGAGAGGAGGAAACAUGUCCUGAUGAAAGAGAGGCUCAGGUUGUAUUGGAGCCUGAAGGAGUCAAAUUUGUUUUGGGCCCAACACCUGUCCAGAGACAAUUGAUGGAAAAAGAAAAACUGGAAUCAACUGGGAACAGUAAUCAAGCUUGUGGAAACAGUGCUGAAACUAGUGGUAACAGUACUCAAGCUUGUGGGAAUAGUAACAAUGAGUGGGACACUGGGUAUGACAGUGAUGAACGUAAAGAUGUUCCCUCUGGUAACAAACUGGCAUAUGAAAAUGUAAAUAGAUUGUCCAUCCCUGGCAACUCAGGGAUCAGGAGAGGCCGUCUGUUAUCAUCCAGUACCUCUGAUACUCAAAAUGUCAACAAUUCAGCUCAGAGGAGAACUGCACUGUUAAAUUAUGAAAAUCUUCCAUCUUUGCCUCCAGUUUGGGAAGCCCGCAAGCUCAGUAAAGAGGAUGACACUUUAGGACCAAAGACACCUUCUCUUAACGGCUACCACAAUAAUUUAGAUCCCAUGCAUAAUUAUGUCAAUACAGAGAACGUAACAGUGCCAUCAAGUGCUCACAAAGUAGAAUAUGCAAGACGUCGGGACUGCACCCCAACAGUCUUUAACUUUGAUAUUAGGCGGCCAAGUUCAGAACACAGGCAGCUCAACUAUAUACAGGUUGAUUUGGAAGCUGGUAGUGACUCUGACAACCCUCAGACUCCCAAAACGCCUACCACUCCACUUCCACAGACUCCAACCAGGCGCACAGAGCUGUAUGCUGUGAUAGACAUUGAAAGAACAGCUGCUAUGUCAAGCUUGCAGAAAGCAUUGCCUCGAGACGACGGUACUUCUAGAAAAACUAGACAUAACAGUACUGACCUGCCUAUGUGAGCCUGGAAAGCAUUAGUUAAAUCAUUUGCACCUUUGUGAAGUUUUUUUUUUAAAAAAAUUGAAUGAUUGCUCUAUUUGACUUUUUAAAUCACUUUUCAUAGAUUUAUAGAGAUUUUUUUUCCUUCAUGUGCUUGUUUAAAGGGAAUUUUACAAUAGAAAGAGUAUUAAAUAACACUAUCAUUUUACUAUUACAGAAGCAGCUUUUGGUCAGUGUUGCCAUCUUUCUAUAGUGCCUCUUUCCUUGACUGGACGUUGUAGUGACAUACCAGUGUUGACAGGCUGGCUACAAAGUCACUGAAAGUGUUAUGACACAUCUAUGCCGCCGGAUAAUUGCACUGCUCCCAGAUCAGUGUAAUCUCUCAUAAUAUAGAUCUGAAGAUUCACAUGUUCAAGUUCAUGUAGCACAAAUGAGAGAGUUUGUGAUCAGGCUGAGUUGUGUAAAAACAUGGUACAGAUUGUUUUAUCUAACUUGCAUGAACUAAAUGAAUUUCUGGGCUGUGGACCAGUGUCGAGUAGGAAUGAUCCCCAAAACCUUCCCAAUAGGAGCAACUUGCCAUGGUACUGAAGAGUGCAAGUCUGUUAAUAUAGCCAAUUAGUAGAUUUCAGAUUUUAAAAUGCUGACUGGAAUGCCAUUACUUUUAAGAGUUGUCUGGCUAGAGACAGAGAACGAAUUAUGGAAAUCUGCAAAUGUAUCAUUUAGCACUUGGUUUCAGUUUUAAAACAGAGCAUGAACUAAUUACCAGAUGCACUUUAAAAUCACCAACUACAAAUCCAGAAACUAGAAACUGAAAUCCAUUCUCUUAUUAUAGGAUCUGUUUUGAUGUCAGAAUGAGACUGCGUGUCAAUUACAGGAUUGUUUCCUCUCUGCAAAAAAUUGCAUAUGCAUAGUGUUUUGUAGGGAGAUGAGAUAUGCCUAGAUAAAAUUACACCUUUUGGAAAGCUGAAAAGGAUAUAAUCAAAAUGAGUAUGGUGCUGUAAGGCUAAAAGACUGUAUGAUGGAUACAAAGAAUAGCGUUCAGUGGGGCUUUUCUGGGCCAGUGCUGAGUUGAUGAGUGAGCCCCUGUGUCCCGUCCCUUCCCUGCUUUUGAAGACUAGUAUCCCAUCAGGCAGUCUGAAGGGAUGCACUCAGAAGGAAAUAAACAACCACCAGCAAUUCCCCCUUGGUAUAUGCCUAUACACUAUCCACUACUGCACAGAGAGUUUUGGAUUCCAGCCUGUAUCUUAAAUAUGUCUUUCCUGACCAUUUUGAGAGUUAGAGCAUCAGAACUGACUUGCUAUUUUUACUGUGUGAAAAGUCGCAUCUCUCUUCUUCAGAGUCUGAAACAAACCUUGGUUUAGGUUUGGCAAGUUUCUUUCUGUACAGUUGUACAGGUACCUUCACUCUAGACAGUUGUGAUGCUAUUUAUAAUUACAUUAUGUCUGUAGCGGCAUAUUUUUACUUUCAGGUCUGUAAAAUGUCUGUUCCCUUCUGUGCUUUUCAUUUGUUGUUUCCAUCUCUCUUGUACAGUCUUUAGGUUGUAAACUCUUAAUUUUGUACAUAGUGUUUGUUCAGCGUAUUUCUGUAUUGCCAUGGAAAAAACUUUUUGAAGGCCCAUUGGUAAUUACUGUCAUUCUCAGAACGGCCUUCUUUAUUACUUGCACAGAUGGAAAGAUGCAUAUUAUAUGUUUGAGAAUAGAAAGUGCUGUGGCACCUUAGAAAAGGGCAUGUUGAGAUAUGAAUUUUCAUGUUUGGUUUCUUCCAGAAAACAAUUCUCGGCCUGUGGGAUGGUAGAUGUGACUACAUUGUAUGAUUUAUCAAUACAAGUCAGGAACAUGGUUCCAUAAAUAAUAGCAUUCUUGGUUUCUGCCAGACAUUAUUUCAUUGCGGCCAUAAUGUACUUGUUUCUGCUGUUGUGCUGAUCUUGAGAUCAUUGUGUUCCAUCUUAGAUGCGUUUUCUGCUGCAGCAAAUCUUAUGAACAGAGUAGCUACUGAAUUGUGGAGAAUACCUUUAAAAUAUUUAUCAAUAUAUGAAUUUAACCCUUUAAUAGAUGGAUAAUACUGCUGAAUGUUCCCAGUACUUUUGGUAUCUGCUGAUCUUAUCUGGUAAUAUCUUCAAGAUUCCCUCUUACAUAGUAAAGACACUUGGAGUACAGCCAUUUAAGUGCAGGAUUUAUAGCAUUACAGAGUAGAGGAAUUGCAGAUGAAGCAAUAAUUGCCAUGAUGCUUGUAGAAUAGUAACAUGGCUUCUGUCAGUUUCAGAAACAUGGAAAAUCUAUUUACUCUGGAACUGAAAAACAAAAUCAGAAAUAAGGGGGAAGAUCAAAGUACAAGAAACUUGCUUUCUUUAAAAAAAAACAACCUUUUUUUCUUUAAGCCUUUGACUUGUAUAAUACAUAACUCAGCACAUAAUGGUACUGUUAUAUUUAUGACAUGUAACACUAAAAACAUCAUUAUUUAAAAAUUAUAUAAAUCUGUCCAGUGUUAAAGUGCAGCAGCUGCAAAUAUAAGACUAUGGCCCUGCAUCUGCUUAGGUGAAUUCCAUCACAAAUCUCAAUAAACACUCAUAGGAUUGUACUCCAAUGUAUCUUUAUUUCUACCAAUAGUAAAAUAGAAGACCAAAAUUGAAGUUAUCAAUAUUGUAGUAAACAAAAAAAAGUUUGUUUACUACACAAAGUUGAGCAUUAUUGUGAAGAAGCAGCAGGAACUAAUAUUUUUAGAGAGCAGCUCUGAAAAAUCAUGAUGUGGCAGUAAGUUUGAAUAGUUGGUUAAACUUUGCAAUAAUGUAUUAGAAAUGUAGUCUUGUGUAUACUUCAUUAGGAAUUGAGUGCUGUUGAGUUCAUGAAUACUUUUUGUUAAAAACAUAUAAGAGCAGGCUUGAUCAUUUAGUCGUUACAGAGCAAAUUAGAUGCCCCUCAUCCAUAUUUAUUUUAUUUAUAUCCCAUUGUUUCUCUGUUAAUGGAUAUCUCAAAAUACUAGGCUAGUUUCUACCAUCUCAUUUUAUCAUUUAAAAGAACUAUUAUGUCAGUCUCUGAACUUUUAUUUGAAGCUUAAUGGGUUUCAGAAAAGGACCAAGUUUAUGAGUAUGUUCUCUAUUCUGCUACUUUUGGGAGUACUUUUUACGGAUUGCUGCUGCACAUUGGCAGUGUUUCGAUCAUUAAUAUUUACUGCCUUUGAAUAUUAGUCUUUAGAACGGACCUUUUCAUUCUGAAAAAAGAAAACACUGUGUAAGUGAUGCCUUCCUCAACUUUUCAUUUGGAAAAAAAAUCUAAAAUAUUAUUUUGGUGGAAAAUGUGUGCACUAAUUCAAAUUUUUCUGUUUUCUUCCUCUGAAUUUUCACAUCUCAAUACAAGCCCCUCAAUAUGUAUGCAAGAGAUUGAAUAGGACAAUUAAAGCUAAAUGUUUUCUAAUCAUGUUGGGAAGGACUGCCCCUCCCCCAGUUAACCUAGUUAAAAAACACAUUUUUAAAGGAGAUCCUUGUUAGAUUAAAUCAAAUGAAUAUCUACUCUAGCAUUAUUUUCCAAAUGUUGCUAAGCAAAUUACAAAGUGAAACCUAAAACCAUGACAUUAGUUUUGGCUCAUGUUCUCCAACAUCUGUGGAGCCAAGAUAUGUUUUUGUACAGGUUGAGCAUCCCUUAUCCGAAAUGUUUGGAACAGAAGUGUUUUGAAUUUUAGAUCCUCCUGAGUUAUGGAAUUUCUGAGGAAGUAACUUAGAAAUGUGACCUGUGUCUAAAUGUGCAAUGAACAGAUGUUUCUUAUACAUCUUAUACACAUAGCCUGAAAGUAAUUUUACAUAAUAUUUAUAGUUUGUGCAUGAGACAAAGUUUGUGUAUGCUGAAUCAAAAGAAAGCAAAUGUGUUAAUUUCUCAGCCACCUCUGUGGACAAUUUGGGAUUUUGGAGUAUUUCGCAUUUCCGGAUAAGGGAUGCUCAACCUGUAUACCUAUUUUGAGUUACUUUGUGAAUAAUAUCCUACGAAGACACUAUUCUGUUUAUUAGUAGUUUUGUCUUCAUUCAAAUAAUACUUAAAGACUUUGAACUGCCUGAAAUACCUUCCUAUUUAUGUCAUAUGGUAACGUAAUGAAAUAUACAGAUAGAAUUAGAAGAUGUGCAUCAAUUUCAAGUGAAGUUUGAAACCUGACCCAGAUUCCUUCAGACUGCUUGUGAUAAUUUCUGAGGUAAAGCGAGCUUUCCUUGACAGUUCUCAGAACUAAGAAUGCCAAUUGAAGCUCAGAAAGAGUUCAGGAUUUUGGAAGUAUGUCAGGGGAAUGGGCUGACAUCUUUUUGAUCUGUUUAUAUGAACAGAUCCAUGGGAAGGAAUGGAGUGUGAUUGAUUGAUUGAUUGGUUGAUAAACUUUCUGUUCGUAGUACAGGUUUUUUUACGAGAGGCUUUGAAAUAAUUUUGAAGAAAGAUUGCAAUUUUGAUAAAAUUCAUGAUUCCAGCUUUCUUCUUUAUGAGAUAGAGAGGUUGGAGACUAGUAUUAAUACUAGCUAUUAAUUUUUACAAAACUCCCAUUACUUUGCAGAACAAUAAUGAACCAUGACAGAUGGAUAGGAAUGCAACCAUAGAUGAGAUGUGGGGCAGCAAGAAAGGGGCCAUGAAAAGGCCAUUUUUCCAUCAGCAUUAACUUUACUACCUGAAAGAGGGGUGAGCAAAAUAUAGCCCCAGGGCUUCCUGCAACCCUCGACUCUUCCAGAUCUGCACAAAAAUAUAUAUUUGUACCCCUCCCCCCUCCCCCCCCCCCCCAAAAAAAAAAAUCCCAGACAUCUUUAAAUGACUACACAUUUCAUCUGGAUCUGAACUAAAGUAAAAUUUAGAUCUGAAAAAGUGAAAGAUUAGUGGCAUUCUUGUUUGCAAAAACCAGAGUUAAUAGCAUGUACAACACAAUCCAUUGUACUUAUUUAUCUGUAAUUUGGUUUGUAUAUUUUUUUUUCUUAAGGUGCUACAAUGAUGGCAGGUUUAUCUCAAUUCUGACAGUGAAACAUUUUUAAUAGAACUUUUUAAAACUUUUUAUCUUUUUCUACUUAGCUGCAAACAUUGACUGGAAAUAAAAAGGUUCUGACUUUACUCCUUUUUGAGAAGGUAGGUAACCUCUGAGAUUUUGUAUAAGCAAUUGUAAAUAGAACAUGUCAGAACUGUAUAGAACAGUGGUUCUCAAAUUUUAGUCUUCCAGCAGUUUUGGAUUCCAGCUCCCAAAAGCCCCUGCAAGCUUGGCUAACAGUCAGGAAUUCUGGAAGCUGAAGUGAAAAUUAUCUGGUGGACUGAAGUUUGGGAGUUACUUUUCCUCUGCCAUUAAGCCAUGCUGCUAAGCUCAGGACCUUGCAUGUAGCAGAUUGGUACUAAAAGGUAUCCAGUAAAAUAGGAAAGAAAAUGUUAUAACAAUGUGUUCCUUGAUCAGUUGUCUCUGUUGCAUAUUGUUCUCUUGUUCUUUUCAUAUGUCUUAUGUACCUGGAUACCACCUACUUGCCAAUUGCCAUAUAUAUUGGAAAGAAAUUGUAGUAGUUCUUUCCUUUUUCAUUUUAUGUCACCUUCAGUUGGGGCAGUGUGUCUAGCUAGCUGCUAUCAAAUGACAAGAUAUGCACUUUAUUGGAGACUCGACAACUUUGUGAUAAAUUCAUCAUUUGCAGACUUGGGGCUCCUUUUUACUUUGCCAUCAGUAUUAAGACUUCUGUUGGACUUGCAGUGUGCUUACCAAGAAAGUGCUGUACUUUUGAGGAAAUAAGUAAUAUAACAGUUAAACCUCUUUUUACAGUAACUUUCAGAAAGUCGCAAUACCCCUUUAGCUUUACAGUCAGCUCAUAUUUUCUUGCAGAAGUAAGAAUGCAAGGAAUUUCUUUGGUGCCCUUAUCUGUUAACCUUAGCUGUGAAUUACUCCACCCAUUCCUUACUGUAGAAAGGUACAAUAUGUCUGCUGAUGUUAUUGUUGCUGAGGUGAAUGGUGCAAGAACAGAUGUGAAAGUCUGACAUCUCUCUAAAAUAUUGUUACACCCAAUUUAUUCAGUAAUGGGCAUCGGCAGCAUUACUUGGAAAAUCAUUUAACAGUUAUCCAUAUAAAGUCUUAAAUUUUCCUUUUUACUUUCCAAAUCCAGAAUUGUGUAAGUAUGACAGCCUAACCCAAUUUGUCUUUUGCUAGUCAAGUUUGCUUAUUGGCCUUUAUUUUGCAUGUUUUCCUUCAAAGGUCCAUGUUUUUUUUUUUUAAGAAAGCUGUAUUUCAGCAAUAAGUAGCAAAAUAGAAGUGAGAUUUACAGGUGUAGUAGCAACAGGUGACUCAUCACAGCACUGUAUUCCUAUAUCGCAUGAAAUCCCUUUGACUCAGCACUCAUUUCAGAUAUUGUACCAGAUAUAAUUUUAUCAUUUUACCAAUUCUUUAAAAGAUUUUACUGAACCAAUGCAUCUCAGAUCCAGUACAAUGAGAGGUAUAUUGAGUUGAUGUUAUCAGAUAUUGAUAACAUAUUUUCAAGCUUUAUUUCUGUUACCACAAAGGAAGAAGCUGGAAUUAGAAACAGAAAGCUACUGUAAAGGGAGUUUACAGCUUUUUUGUCAACUUUGGCUAAUAACAGUUUUCAGAGUCAUACAGUCAUAUAAUUGUUUUGGAGAAUGCCAUAUUUCUACACCAUAUUCCACUGAGGAACUUAUCCAGUAAUCCCAGUUCAUAUCCCUUUCACUUGUUUCAUAUCAUCUUUGAAUAACAUCCUCCCAGAAUAUGAGAUGAGUGAAUAAUUUCCCUAUCCUACUUUUUAAUUUUUACUGAUUUGCUUAUUUAUUUCUGCUAAAAAUGGCAGAAAUGCUUAUGCCUAAGAUGUUGAGGUAGGGAAAAUGGUCUUUGAAUUUGUUUGUACUGUGAAUGUGCUCUGCACCAGUGUUUUCUUAAAAUAUAAACUUCUGUUUUUAAUAUGUUAAGGGACCCAGUCAAUAUGAGGUCUGUAAGAAUGCCCAACUUUUUUUUUUUUUUGCAGAAUUGCACAUUGAAGUACAAACACUUUGCAUGACUAAACACAGAUCAAAAUUGAUCUUCCCCUUUUUGUGGUCAUUGGUCCACCCUAGUUUUCACGAUUGUUUUUAAAUUAUCAUGAUUUUACAUUUCCAAAUAAUUUUGCACUAUUGCAUGUGUUUUCUAAGACUAAAUUAGCAAGGCUUCUAAUAGAAGUGGAGAACUUGGGUAUUACACUUGACCUCAGAAAUGAGCUACGUAUGAGCUACAUCUCAAGAUUAUCUUGUCAUCUUGUACUCUUUUUCUCCUAUUUUAAAAGUUUUUAAAAAAAUAUGUACUGGAUUUUUAUACAGUGUGUUGAAAGUCAAAAGUUUGUUGGUGCAGUUACAUAAGUAUUGGAAAGAAGUAUGUCUGUACAGGAAGCUUGCCAUUUAUUUUCAGACACUGGUGAAAAGGUGAAAUAAAAUAUAAAAUAUGUGUUGGGGCAGAUUUAGUACAAAAAUUAACAGAUUGUACAAAAUUAAUCUUCUUGGCCUGGAAUUUUUCUUGUCUCUUGUUGUUUCUUCCACUGCAAUGCAGGUUACUAUUUAAAUUAACAGUACAGUAGUCUUUUGACAUUAUGGAUUGAUAAUUAAGUGGACUAAGCCCAAGUAAUGUUGCAUGUGAUCUCAUAUGGUAUGUAUGUGAAUUUUACUAAGGUUUAGAUUCUGAUUCCUGGAUUCAUUUAGGUAUGUAAAUCAGUUUUUCCCUUCUCUAGAAAAUGAAUCCUUGUAACUUUACUAAGAAAAACAAUGAAGUAAAUAUUCUCCCUUUUAAAUUAAAAAAAAUCAUGAAACUCUGAAUUCAAUUUGGAGACGUAUAAUUAAUUAUAUUGCCUGAACAAACAUUCUAUCUUCCCAUCAUUUGUACUAACCAGUCAUUUUUUUCUUUAAUAUCACUAGUAUAAUCAUGUUCUAGGUUUUCAUUUUCUCUGCAAACAACAGUGUAUUCCCAUUUGACAUCAUCAUAAUAACACUAGGGUCUUCAGGAAGUGCUUGAAAUAUUAGUUCACACUUCCCACUAUUGACAAACCCAUAAAACAGCAAUAGAAUUUCUUCAGCUUUUACUGCUUAUGAAACAGUGCUAUCUUUCUUUACAGCUAGUCCCUCCAGUUUCUGCAAACACCUCUCAAAAUAUUCUGACUUUAAAGUACUGUAUUUUGUUCCUGGUGUAUGUUUCAAGGUACGCAUAUCCUUCAAAAGAACGUUUACAUACUUAUCCAAUCCUAAAACACUAAGUAGCACCUACCAGCAUUAACUUUUUAAAUGCAAUGUAUGGAAUGACCCUAGAUAUUAAUUGUCUUAAUAAAUAUUGUUCUUGAGUCAAGAUGUUUUUCAGAGGUUCUGUUGAACUACAGCAGUAGUAGGAUUCUGAAACCAUGAGUAGAAAGAAGUUCAGAGACCAAGUUUUUCCUGUACUCUUCCCCUUCUAAAAGUCUGUUUCUGAAGAUUAGUGGAAUGUUAUGGGAUGCAAGGCAGAAUGCUGCUUGGAGGAGGUCCUUAUAUGACUUGAGCUCUUCUUGUUCAUGGUGCUUUUCCUCUGUCUGGGGCGCUCCACCUUUCUGCCAGCAAGCAUGUCCCUUGCAGCCUCUGUUGUCCAGAAGAAUCUCAACUUAUGAGGGGAAGGAUGGGAUAUGGACAUUUCCUUCCCAGAGUUCCACUCUUAACAGGUUAUAACCGAGAAUUGACUCUACAUUAGGAUAGUAUUUUGUGUGAGAGAAUGAAAUUUAAUCUUUGACAACAUUACUUUGUGUUUAUGAACAAUUGAAUUUUAUAAUGAAAGUUUUUAACUAUAAUUUCAAAGGGCAUUGAAAAUAUUGUUAGAAGUUUUUUAGAUUGGCAGAGUACAUACUUGGUAAAGUACGUGAUUUCUGCUAUGUUCAUUAAAAACAGUACUUUUGUGUAUAAAAUGAAAUGUAUAGCUGUCAUUGUGAAUGAGAUUGUCAGUUUUUAAAAAGGCUGUCUUCCUGAGUGUUUGCCAUAAAGGGUUUGCCAUGAGAAGGCUUUUUUCAUACUUAAUUGUUUCCUGUUAAUCUUGCCAUAAAGUUUAUAAUCUGGGGCUAGACCUGAUUGACAGUUUAAGACUAGAUUACAUAGAUACCAUAAAAUCUUUACAUACACAUGCCUUAAAAUCUUUUGGAAUAGUUUGACAACCAGCCUAAUGUGUGACAGCCAGUCAUAAGGACAGCUAGAGUUAAAUUCGCUACCAGUUGGACUUUGUAGUGUUGUCUUCACCCCCUCUGCAUCUCUAAACCUUAGUUUGCAGUGUAAAAGCAACGUAAAGAUGAUAAAUGGUCCUUUGUCACAAAAUUUUACCUGCUUCUUUUUAUCCAUUCCUGCAAAGACUUAUUGAAAUCUUCUCCCAUGUAACUUUUGUUUGCGGAAAGCAUCAUGUUUGCCUCAGAAUAAGUGACAUGUCUAACUUUCACAUAUGGCCUGAACAUAUGGUACUAUUAAAAACCCAAAAUGUUUAAAUUCCUAUUUGUGUUAAAAACUAGAGAUUACUAUUUGAAUUUUGCUUUUAUUGGUGCAUUGAAGUUUGGAGUACUGUGUGUAAAAUGAAUGGGUUUGAAAACGGAGAGGGUCCUUCACUCAGGAAUUUCUGUACUUCGCGUUUUACUUGGCAAUGGAUGCCAACAACCUGAAUGCCCUGUUAAUUUUCAAUGCAAUACACAAACUCUGUAUUAAAAAUAAUAUAUGGUACUAAUUCUGUAUUUCCCCUGAUGAUUGCCAAACCCUGAAUGCAAGCUGUCUUGUUACUAAGACAUUGAUUGCUACUGAAUGUAUAGGAAAUGCUUCCAUUUUUGUAAAAGAAAAUAGUGUUUGUAUGAUGUACCAAUAUGGCAUGUCUCCGCCAGCAAGUAUGGUGCCUUGUUUUUUUAGUUUUUAGACAUGACAUUUCAUUCCAUUGUAGUCUCACCUAUGUCUUCAGAACCACUGUGAGAUUAGAGAAAAUAAUGUUUCAGAAUUUGCAGUACAACUGAUCUAAAGUCUUAGCAUGAAAAUGGACAGUAUAAUCCUAUAAUCACCAGUGUGCCACAAAUGCAUUUCUUAAAUGCCUAACUAUACAUUUCUAUAAAAAGCCAAAACUGUGUUUGUAUGUUACUUUUGUCAUUACAUUGUAAAAUACUGUAAAGCUGUUGUUGUAUGUCCUAAUUUUGCAUUUUAAAAUGUUUCCUAUGUAAAGGCAUCAAUAUACAACUUUGUAUAAAAGUAGCUUUCUAGAGUUUUAUUUUAUUAAAAAAAUCUAAAGAGUUGCCAAAAUAUUCCUGAACAGUUUGCAAACUGUUUUAAACCCCCACCUUCCCCACAAUUGUUCUUUUCAAACAUUCCAGCCUUCCCUUUAAGAGAGUAACAUUUAUUCUACAGCUAAUAUAUUUUCUUUUUCAUCCUCCAUAUGCUACCACUUAAUUUUGGCUUGCUUUUACAUUGAGCUUACCCAAUGUCCAUUUUAAAAUGUAUUCUGUAUUAUUGACAACCUUGUCCCCUCACCAGUGCCAGCUCCAUAAGAACUGUAGCAUGGCAAUAAAAUAUCUGAUUUUUACUAUGUAA
Anolis carolinensis (green anole) is the source of this 12442-nucleotide messenger RNA. It is a transcript of the gene frs2, whose product is annotated as fibroblast growth factor receptor substrate 2. Gene Ontology annotation, cellular component: cell-cell junction; cytoplasm. The record is from RefSeq and is a predicted model, not a curated record. Lineage: Eukaryota; Metazoa; Chordata; Lepidosauria; Squamata; Anolidae. The transcript is spliced from 8 exons. Gene Ontology annotation, molecular function: fibroblast growth factor receptor binding; transmembrane receptor protein tyrosine kinase adaptor activity. The coding region runs from base 383 to 1945 and encodes 520 amino acids. Gene Ontology annotation, biological process: fibroblast growth factor receptor signaling pathway.